GAGAUACAUUGAAAAAAUAAGUUUUCAAAAAUUAAAGAACAACAAGUAUGCCCCUUAACAUAUUGCUUGUUUCUUUUUUUAUAAGGUCUCCAAGACAAAUCUUUGAAUUUCGAUAUCAUAAAUCCCUUAUUAAUAAAAAAAUAUAACUCGUUGAUAUUACAAAACUACAUAUUAAGGCGAAUCUAACAAGAUGCAAAAUAAAUAUGUUUUUUGUAUAUAUUAAUGAGAAUAAUUAGUUAAAAAUUUUAAAAUUUAACACACCUAAAAAAAACCGGCAGUAUAUCUAAAAAUAGUUUUUUUUGGUGAGCACAUCUAAAAUUAGCGAUUGAUGCACAACUUUCAAAACCAAAAUAUUUAUUGUAUAGUAAUUGUUAUCUUAGGACAUAAUACUUUCACGCUCAUCUUAAUUUAUCCUUUCUACCUCUCUCUUUACUCAAGCCACAAUUAUAUUUUUAAUCUUAAUAUAUCCUUUCCAUCUCUCUCUCUCUCUCUCUCUCUUUCUCUCUAACAACUUGCAUUAUAUUCAUUAACUACCACCCAAAAAAAAAAAUCCCAUAUCAUCUCUUCACAUUCUUUGCUAAAUUUAUGUCGACAAAAUUGUUUUCUAAGUUAAUCUCUUCAUAAGCUCCAUCCCUACCUUACUUGCACCUAUUUUUCAUAAAACGGAAAAUCCAAGGAAUUAUUUUCUUUUUGAUAACAAAAUCAUAAUCUUCCUCCACAAACAUUAUCCAUUUUUUUCUUUUGCAAACUCACGACGUUGAUGAAACAAAGACAUAUGUAUUCAACCUAGCUUGUUCAUGUUGAAGAUUAUAUUCAUCAUUUCCUUUUAAUAUUUUUGAGAUCCUUUUAUUUUCUGCAUUAAUAUUAUAGGCUAAACACAAUUUUUUUGGAUGUUCGUGUUACGUGUUUAGUGUUGGAAUGAGAACGAUUCGGUGUAAUUGAUGCUAAAUUUGGUGCAUUUUAGUAUCGUAGCCAUUUAUUUUAUCGUGCAUUUGAUUAAUAAACUCUAAUGGCAACAAACAUAAGAGCUCAAUCAAUGAAGGGACCACCAGAGAGAAUCACAGAGGAGCCUAUGACCCUUAAAAGUUCGUUAUGUACAGUAUCAAGUGUCUUUUUAACAAACAUUGCAGGGUAUUGGAGAAAUGUUAGUGUCUUGUGGUGUAAAAAUAUGAUGAAUAUAUCUUUUAGCAUCAUAAUAGAUGGAUUUGAAGGUGAUUUGGAAACGCAGACAACAUGCAAGGUAGAGUUAAAGCCGUGGCAUUUUUGGAGUAGAAAGGGGUACAAAUCUUUUGAGAUAAAUAUUCAGCACAAACUAGCCGAGGAAUCCUACCACCAGCUCGAUAUAUAUUGGGAUCUCCGAUCUGCCAAGUUCUCUGGUAGUAGUCCAGAGCCAUGCUCAGACUACUAUCUAGCGCUUGUAUCUGAUGAAGAAGUAGUACUUUUAUUAGGGGACAACAAGAAAAAAGCGUAUAAGCGAACAAAGAAGCGACCAGCUUUAGUGGAUGCAAUUCAAUCCUUAAAGAAGGAAAUAGUAUAUGCUAAAAAGAGUUUUGCAACAAGGGCUCGUUUUACAGAGGGAAAAGGGGAGCAUGAUGUGGUGAUAGAGAGUUCAACUUCUGGACCCAAAGACCCUGAAAUGUGGAUUAGUAUUGAUGGGAUUGUUCUUAUUCAUGUUAAGAAUUUACAAUGGAAGUUUCGAGGAAAUGAAAUGGUAGUUGUUAACAAGACACCAAUACAAGUGUUAUGGGAUGUACACGCAUGGCUUUUUAGUAAUCCUGGAACGGGGUGUGGAUUGUUUGUGUUUAAACCAGGUGCGCCAGAAGUGGAAUUCGACAGGGAGGGAAGCAAUAGAAGCGGGAAUAGUGACAAUAGUUUUGGUAGUAUGUUUUACUCAACACAAAGUACGCAAACUAAAAUAGUUGAUUUUUGCCUUUUAUUACAAGCGUGGAAAAUUGACUAAAAUCUAUUAAUUAAUAAAUCAAUCAAUCAUGUUAUCUUAUGCCUCAAA
This is a messenger RNA of Beta vulgaris subsp. vulgaris (sugar beet), 2008 nucleotides long. RefSeq lists its product as uncharacterized. Lineage: Eukaryota; Viridiplantae; Streptophyta; Magnoliopsida; Caryophyllales; Amaranthaceae. The record is from RefSeq and is a predicted model, not a curated record. The transcript has a single exon. Bases 1010 to 1960 code for a protein of 316 amino acids.